AUCAGUUCGUUCUGCAGCAUUAGAUAAGUCACCAGUUGUGUAUCAGCUGGACAUCGAGCAUGACCUCGACGGGUAGUGAACUCUCUUCCGCGCCAUCCGCUGAAUGUUGGCGAAAUGCCAAGUUUUUCGAGGAUGUGGUCCGGGCCGAUUUGAACGCGGAUGCUUCCGAAGUUGUUCACGUGGUCGACGUUCAGGUUGCAAACGCCAACGCCAAGGUCGAGGGCUACAUGUCCCUGAUGCACCGAGCUGCGGUGGAGUUCCAAGUCGGAGGUGCCGGGGUGGUUCAAACACGGUCCUACAUCGUGAAGGAGAAGUCUAGCAAGGUAUUUGGGGGUGACUUUGUGGAAAAGUUAGCUGUUUUUAGCAAAGAGAUUGAGAUGUACGAGACAUUUCUACCAGCAUUUGAGGAGUUUUGGGGUGAAGCAGGAAUUCAAUUCGGUCCCAGGGUACUCAAAACGGUCUCUACGCCAUACACGGUGAUUGUGAUGGAAGAUUUGAAGUCCAAGGGUUUCUCUAUGAAGCAGCGUACUGAAGGGUUGAGUUUGGAGCUUUGUGAACAGGUGCUUAGCAAAGUGGCCAAGUUUCAUGCAGCUUCCGUUGUUUACUACGAACAGAAUGGACCAUAUCCGGAAGAUUUUAAAGAGGGCAUUUUUUCUGAGAAGCUGAAAGAAGACAUGGAGGCUUAUUGUGCACCACUAUUAGAAUCCUACAUCCAAGCUAUGGAGGAUUUGGGCUUCCCUUUGGAAGUUAGGGAAGCACUUAAUUUUUACAGAGGUAAACUGUACUCCUACUUGUGCAAACUGCUUGAACCGGAUCCAGCUAAGUUUAACGUGCUAAACCAUGGAGAUCUUUGGGUUAACAAUUUACAGUUCAGUGAAACUGAAGUUCUGCUGCUGGAUUACCAAAUUGCAGUCUACGGUUCACCAUCUUUGGACCUGCUGUAUUCCAUCAUCAACUUAUCGGCUUUAGAUGUUCGCACGGACAAGUUCGAUCAUCUUAUUGAGCACUACCACAGCGAAUUGGCCAAAUCUUUGAAUGUUUUGAACGCCAAAACUACGAUUCCCACACUACAAGAUAUUCAAGAAGAUGUCCGGCAGCACGGAUUCCUGGCCUGUUUAAUGUCGAUGGAGGGCCUCCUGAUGAUUCUGGUCCCAGAGGUGGAGCUCAACAUGGAAAUGCUAGGCUCCAGUACCGAAGCUGGUUUUGAAUACAGGAAGAGCUUUUACUCCAAUCCGCGAGUUAAGAGCAUGCUAGAGAAGCUGGUUCCGUUCAUGUGGGAGAGGGGCUUCUUGAAAAUGGCUGAAUAAAAUGACUUGCUUGUUGAUUUUAAACUUUA
Molecule: messenger RNA, 1336 nt
Organism: Culex quinquefasciatus (southern house mosquito)
Lineage: Eukaryota; Metazoa; Arthropoda; Insecta; Diptera; Culicidae
Exons: 5
Coding region: 60-1307 (415 amino acids)
Source: RefSeq, a predicted model, not a curated record